Octopus sinensis (East Asian common octopus) is the source of this 1248-nucleotide messenger RNA. RefSeq names its product THUMP domain-containing protein 3-like. Lineage: Eukaryota; Metazoa; Mollusca; Cephalopoda; Octopoda; Octopodidae. The transcript is spliced from 4 exons. Gene Ontology annotation, biological process: tRNA methylation. The coding region runs from base 229 to 1248 and encodes 339 amino acids. The record is from RefSeq and is a predicted model, not a curated record. Gene Ontology annotation, molecular function: tRNA (guanine) methyltransferase activity; RNA binding.
UUAAUAAUGUCAAUUAUUUUUAUUGUUAGAAGUAAUUAUUUGUUUAUCAAAUGACUUUGAUAAGAUUGAAUUUCGAAUUUAUUUUCUGUGUUAAUAUUAAAAUAGAACUGAGUAGAAAUUAGUUGUUAAUUGUAGUUUUCACUCACUUUGAAAAGCUGAGAAUGGGAAAUCCCGUCUCUUAAAUGACGUUAUCAUGUGACCAUACAAACGAGAGUACAACACUCUAAAAUGGCGUCCCCCAUGAGUAGCCAUGCUGCUUCUAUGUUGACUGACGAAAACGUCGACGAAUGGUGUCAAGUCUAUUGCACAGUGUGUACCGGCUUCGAAAAAGUGGCCAGUGAGGAAGCGAAAGAAAUAUUAGGUGUAGAAGACGUUCGUGUUGGCCACGGACAUAUAGUGAUACGCUUGCCCGUAAAGAACACAGCGAAGGUUCUAACUUUAAAUGGUGUUGACAAUUGUGCUGUCUUGGUUCAUGAAAAUCUUCAUUUUGGAUUUGGAAGUAACGAGGAAGGAUGCAUGAAACAGCUUCAAUAUUUAGUUGAAAAUGUUGAUUGGAGAAUGGGCAUAAAGGUUUGGUCUCAAGUUUAUUCGUUUCAUUUGCCAAUAUCUGAGAAGCCAGUUACAUAUCCUGUUGAUUUUGGAAGAGUCAUUCCUGCUUCGGCAAUCCCACUGAAACCAAAGCAAGAAAAAUCUAAUAGAAAUGAUUAUGGCAAAAAGAAAAAAAGAUGCAAGAGGGAAGAGAAUGAAAAUACAAAUAAGGGAGAUGAUGCAGCUAAAGUUAGUGAGGAAUUGAUAGAGUCUGAUGUGAAUAUGGAGGAGAAAGUUGACAAGAGUUCUGCUAAUAUCACUGCUGAGGUCACUGAAGCAAAACCCACCAAGAAAUCAAAAAGGCCUUUUGAUCCAACAAAACCAACAUUUCGAGUCACUUGUCACAGAAGUGGUGAAAAUCACGCCUUCAGCUCAAUGAUUGCAGCAGCGAAUUUUGGUGGCGCAAUACAAACUUAUUUUGACUGGAAUGUUGAUAUGAAAAAUUUCAAUAUUGAAGUUAUUCUGAGAGUUGUUGAUGACAGUGUUUCUGUUAGCAUUGCUCUUACCAAAGAGAGCUUACACCGGCGCUUAAUUACAAAUUUCGGACCGACAACUCUUCGUGCGACUACUGCCUAUAACAUGCUCAGGUGUGUAUUUUUGUCCAGAUUAAUAUUUGGAGUGUAUAAUUCUGUAUUUUUAUGGUUUUUGUGUGGCACCUGA